UCACUGUGACACCUGAGCUAACUUGCGGAGAUAAACAAACAUGAGGUUUGCUUUUACCUGUUAUCAUUUUGUAUAAUUGUCUAAGAGAAAAUACUGGCCAGAAAUCAUGGCGUCCACAUCCGACUCGGACAAACCGUCAGUUUCUAAUGUGGAAGAAAACAGAACUCGUCUUUGCGAGGAAUUUGCGGUGAUAGCGGGAACUGACGGCGCCGUGGCUCAGUGCUACCUGGCUGAGAACGACUGGGAGAUGGAGAGAGCUUUGAACUCUUUCUUUGAGGCAGACAUGGAGAGAGUAUUUGAAGUAGAAGACACACCAGAGACAGACAUCAGUCCCAAAGUUAAGAGGCAGAAGGUUGAGCAGAAACCUCCAGGAGAAUGUGGGAGACCUUCAUCACAACAUAAAGGCAGCCAUCUUAAAUCGGGAGAGUGUGACUCAGCAACCAAAGGCACGAGUUCCACUGCAUGCAUAGAUUUGACUGGCGACAGUCCGGCCACCACACAGAAACCCUCAGAAGAAGAUGACGGUAAACUGUCGCUGAUCUCCUGGAACGUGGACGGACUCGAUACCGACAACCUUGGAGAGCGUGCCAGAGGCCUUUGUUCCUACUUAGUCUUAUAUACUCCUGAUGUGGUGUUCCUGCAGGAGCUCAUUCCGCCAUACGUCCAGUACUUGAAGAAACGUGCUGUCAGCUACCACAUCAUUGAAGGUGGUGAAGAUGCUUACUUCACGGGGAUGAUGCUAAAAAAGUCUCGUGUCAAAUUCGUGGAGAGCGAGAUAGUGACGUACCCGACCACUCAGAUGAUGAGGAACCUGCUCGUUGCUCAGGUGACUUUCAAAGACCAGAAGCUGUGUCUGAUGACGUCCCACCUCGAGAGCUGUAAAGGCCACGCAGAGGAGCGGAUGAAGCAGCUGCGGGUGGCGAUGCAGAGGAUGAAAGAGGCGCCCGAUGACGUCACCGUCCUGUUUGGAGGGGACACCAACCUGAGGGACUCUGAGGUGGCCAAGGUGGGCCUGCCCUCCAGCGUCUGUGAUGUGUGGGAGCGGCUGGGCAAGCAGGAGCACUGCCGCUACACCUGGGAUACCAAAGCCAACAGCAACAAGACUGUUCCCUUCGUCAGUCGCUGUCGCUUCGACCGCGUCUACCUCCGUCCGGCUGCAAAGGAUGGAGUCCCACGUCUGGCUCCCGAUCACAUGGCUUUAGUGGGGCUGGAGAAGCUGGACUGUGGCCGCUACACCAGCGAUCACUGGGGAAUCUACUGUAGCUUCUCUGCUGGCUAGAAAUGCAAAAAGCGACCAGCAGCAUGCCUGUUAGAUAUUUAGAUUUACAUCUGCUGGUGUUGGUUGAUUUGCAUUGCCAGUGCAGGACUGGUCAGACCACAGUAACACUUUCUCAGUGGAAGAAGAAGAAGAUGUUGUAACCACAUCUGAAGCUGGUUGCCUGGAAAUGAGAUGCCUUGAUUUGAUGAGUUUUAUCCUCUUAUGUGUCUUUUGUUUAAGAGUUUUCUUCUGCAGGUAAAAUGGCUAAUUAAAAUGUAAAAAGCACCAAUAAAUGAGUUUUCAUUGUUCUGAAAU
Stegastes partitus (bicolor damselfish) is the source of this 1573-nucleotide messenger RNA. It is a transcript of the gene tdp2b, whose product is annotated as tyrosyl-DNA phosphodiesterase 2b. Gene Ontology annotation, cellular component: PML body; cytoplasm. Lineage: Eukaryota; Metazoa; Chordata; Actinopteri; Pomacentridae. Gene Ontology annotation, biological process: double-strand break repair. Gene Ontology annotation, molecular function: protein binding; single-stranded DNA binding; 5'-tyrosyl-DNA phosphodiesterase activity. The record is from RefSeq and is a predicted model, not a curated record. The transcript is spliced from 8 exons. The coding region runs from base 107 to 1279 and encodes 390 amino acids.